ACCAGGAAGGGAAUUGAGUUGAUCUGCUGCUGCUUGGUUAGCGCAUACGGGGCUUUAAGCUGCACAACAGUGAGAGGGAGAGGAGGAGAGGAGAGGGCUGAGCAAACCCACAACAAGCUUCACCACGGCCAUCGCAGACAAAUCGAGGAUGGCUUGUUCUGCUGAAACCCCCCUCCCACUGCGCAGGCUUCAGUCGAUCAUUUUAAUCUCCCCCCACACGUGAGCGAGGGGACAGCCUUUCCUGAAACUUGGCACACAGUACAGGAGAGGCAAACGGACAGACGGCAGGACGGAUACACGGGUGGGGGCUGUGCUCGGCGGCUCGGCGGCAGGCUGGUGGAAGAUGUCGUCAGGAGCCGGUGGGAGGGGAGGACGGCGGCUCAGGGGGACAGCAAGCAGCAGCGGUGGAGGAGGGAGAGGAGGAGCAGGAGAGGCAGAAGAAGGCCCCGUGGGGAUCCCUUUCCCUGAACACAGCGCGGACAUCCUGGGCAGCCUGAACAAGCAGCGGCUCAGUGGCCUACUUUGUGACGUGCUCCUGGUUACCCAGGAGCGGGAGUUUCCAGCUCACCGCUCCGUCCUGGCGUCCUGCAGCUCCUACUUUCACAAGCUCUUCACUUCAGGUGCCACAGCUGACCAACAGAACAUCUACAACAUCGACUUUGUGGAGGCAGAGGCUCUGGGAGCGUUACUGGACUUUGCCUACACAGCCACACUGACGGUUAGUCACAGCAGUGUGGCUGACAUCCUUGCCGCUGCACGCCUCCUGGAAAUCCCACCCGUCCAGGAUGUCUGUACACACCUGCUGGACACCAAAGUGCUCUCCCCGCCGGCGGGCAGUGAGCAGAAAGACGAAGACGAAGAUGAGGGUAAGGACAGAGGCAGGGAGCAGGGAAACAGGGUGCGGGCCCGGGAAUACCUGGAGUACUUCCAGAGAGGGGCACACUGGAGCAGCAGCUGCAGCACACCAGAGCUCAGGGACCUGCCCACACACCUGCACUUUAACCAUGGUAAUGGGGCGCCCCCGAUUAAUGGGGGUCCUGCUGGCCAGGGUGAGUACUACUCCACCUUGGCCCUCGCCUUGGCCCAGGCCCCCACACAGGAGCCAGAGGAGGAGGAUGAAGAUGAAGAGGAAGACGAGGACGGGGAGGUGGUGCAGAGGAAUGGAGCGAGCUUGGGGUCUUCUUACUACCCCUCAUCCCAAAAUGGGCACUUCUACCUCCCCCCUGAGUCCAGGCUAGGGCAGGAGACAGAGGUGGAGGAGGGAGGCAGGGAGGUGAUGGCGAGGGAGAGAGGUUCUGCCAGCGCCCUUCUGCAGCAGAUGAUGGACUCCCUUGAGAGGCAGAAGGAGCGUGCAACAACUGGGGAGGAACAGGGAGAUGGGGACGACGCCGACAUGGAAUUUUACUUGAAUUAUUUCAAUAGCUCGCAGCAUGAAGAUACAGCUUCUGCUGUGCCGACACAAGGAGUGCCGCCACUCUGGUUAUCACAGGUCAGAACAGGCCAAGAAAGAGGAGGGGGAGAGAGGGGCAGUGGAGGAGGAGGAGGAGGUGGAGGAGAGAGGAAGAUGCGCUCUAAGGCCUUCCAGAAAUGCCCCAUAUGCUCCAAGGUCAUCCAAGGAGCAGGCAAGCUACCCCGCCACAUCCGAACACACACAGGAGAGAAACCCUAUGAAUGCGCCAUCUGCAAAGUGCGCUUUACCAGGCAAGACAAGCUCAAGGUUCAUAUGCGGAAGCAUACAGGAGAGAAGCCUUACCUGUGUACGCAGUGUGGAGCUGCCUUUGCUCACAACUACGACCUGAAGAACCACAUGCGUGUACACACAGGCCUGCGCCCCUAUCAGUGCUCAAGCUGCUUUAAGACUUUUGUACGCUCAGAUCACCUGCACCGCCACCUCAAGAAGGACGGCUGCAACGGCAUCCCCUCUCGUCGAGGCCGAAAGCCUCGGGUGCGAGAGCCUGGGCUCCUAGAUGCCUCCCUUGGUCUGCUGAGCCCCGGCUCCGACACAGGCCCUGGGCCUCGUACCAUCAGGGGACGAAGACGCUCUGAGGCUUCUUCAGUGGCAGAGGUGGAGGGGACUGCUGGAGCUCUUGCACAUAGUCCUCAGCUACAGGAGUUGGCUGGGGAGGCAGGGCCCUGAGACUGCAGGGGCGACACUGCAAGGACACUGCUGGACACCAUAGUCACUCUGCACCGCCUGUGAGACAGGCCAGUGAACAGAGAGGAGAAAAGACACAGAGGCAAACUUUAAGAAAACAAAACAACUAACUAUUCCUCUAUAAACCAAAUCAGGGUGUCACAAAAAUCUUAUCUUUAUAUUUCUUUCUCCUUUUACUUUAGGAAACGGAGUAGACUUGUAAGCACUUAAGUCUGUUUAUCUGUCAAAGAGCAAAGAACGCUUCAAAUCAAGCACCCAUGACGUCCACUUUCUGGGCCAUGUCUUUCUUUAUAAUACUAGGGGUUUUAUACAUUGGCAAAUGUGCUUAGGCAAAUGAACCAUAGAUACAAAAAAAACUCUUGCAACUAUGCAGUUGAUUUAGAUUUUUAUUGGUUUUGUCCUCACAGCCUUCAAGCUCUAAGCAAGUUGUCUAUCAAGCACCUUCUGGCUGCUGUACGGGUGAAGCGAGGACAAAUCCUCCCAGUGAAAACAACUCUUUUUCUAUUCUUUUGCAGGUCUGAAAUGUACAGUUACCAUAGAAACAACAUUGCCACAACAUGGCAUAUGCAAGAAAAACUCGACACAGUUUUGAUGCAACAGUUUUUUCUCUCUAAAUGUUCCAGAAAGAAUGAGACAAGGGUUUGAUUGAAGUGUUACUUUCUCUAUAAAAUGCUUUUUAAUAAUCUAUGGUUUGUCCUGUUAAAAAACAAUUUGUUGCUGAGUCAAAUCCACUUUAAUGGGGGCUCGCCAGGUGCAGGAUUAGGGAACAUGAGGGGUAGAGGGUUUGUGUUUUUAAAGCACUACCAUCGUCAAUGUAUCUGUUGGCUUGACUACAUUGCCUCUUCAUGAACCUGCAAUUUUAGCAUUUCUAUUUUCCCUUUUGAUUUUGUCCCUAUUUGUUUGUCGUUCUUUUUUGUUGACUGCUUCGGGUACUUGACACUUUAUAAUUGUAUACAUGUAUAUACAGCAGGUGGUGAUAUGACAUUGGUCUCCCCUCAAUGCUGAGGUGUACUUACCAGUUGGGUUUUCCCUCUUAGGCUUGAUGUCAUAUUUCUCACAGAGUGAAGCUUGUGGGUGAACGAAACGAACUGAAUGAAUGUUUGAUGAAAAAAAAACAAAAAAAACAUUGAGUCACCCAUUUGUUUUAAACUUAACACUUGACAUGUAUAGUUCCUGCCCAAAGGAUGAGGAGGUGGAAUGAAUGAAUGUGCUUUACUUUGUGCAGUUCUUCGGAUUGGUCCUUGUGUGACAAGGCGCGGGUAGCAUUUAACAAACCGCAGGUUAAAGGAAUGGCAGGGAGCCUGAGUGAGAGAGUGAGAGAGUGACAAAGUGUACGAAGGAGAGAUAGAUGAGCACCUUUUUUCUAUGUUUGCACAGCUUUACUAAAGAUAUCCAACAGAGCGGGAGAGAGGUGUAUUUAAAAGGAGUGGGCUGGUGUUUUGCGGAGGGCGUGAGAGGAGGUUUAUGUAUCAUGCUUAUUCCAGUCUUUUUUCGCCCUAGGGACCACACAACCGUGAGGCAACCUGUAUGAUGAAGAGAGCAAUAAAUACCUGUCCAAGUUGGGAGGCCAAAUAAGAGUGCAGCUGCAGCUGGUCGAUGGGGGAUGGGAACAAGGGAAGGGGAGGGGGAUCUCACAAUGUCUGUUGCAUUCCAAAAAAUAAUCUCCCCCAGCUCAGCCACGUUUCCAGGCAGGAGGGGAUCAAAUCAGGCCUUUUCUCUCCCUAGCUCUCCCUCUGUAGUCCUCUAAUGCCCCUGGACCAGCCUGGAGGGGAUAUUAUUAUAUUAGAGCCUGGUGUUACUGAGGGUAGGACGCCUGGUGUUGGCUGUUAAGUGUGUAUGUGAGCGUGUUUGCAUGUACGUGUGUUUUUGUACAUGUGUGUGCGUGGCAGCCAGGGUCGCUCUGGCCACAUCAUCACUGUGUGAGUCAGCCACAGCCUGUUCAAACAUGCACCCUUAGCUGCCAGGCCCAGUGCACUUUCUCUGUCUCUCUCACUGACACACACACUCUCACACACACUCUCACUGGGUCCAGGCGUCCAGUAGAGAAUGGGCGAAUACCAGAACAGACAUAUCUGUUGUCAGUGACUCCUUAUAGCUUGAUUUGUCUUUAAAAAAAAAAAAAUCCAAGUUUUCUUAUUGUACUCCAAAUCAAAGUUUGUUCGUUUUUUUCAAAACUAGCACAUUGAGCCUUUGAGUCAAGAAGAAAACAUACAUGAUUUUAAUAGUUACCUCCCCCCACCCCUCAGCCUGUAAUUUCUGUAGUAGUGCUGUAGUUUAACUAUCAGUCCUCUGCACCUUAAUGGGAAAGAUCCAGGUUAUGUAUGCACUUUGUUACCGAGGAGGGCACUUUUUUUCAGCGAAACGGGUACUUUAAAACUAACCAGUUGCAAAUGAGAUCAGUCCAUUCGUCUGUCCAUGGUGGUGAAGUUGAACUGCUUCAUUGGUUUUCUUCAGGUUUUGAUGACAAGCUGCCAAAAAAAAAAAAAGCGAUAUACCAGUUGAGAUCUCUAAAAGAGAUGCUUGGUCAGAUCAGAUACCAACAUGUUGGGUUUUGUGACCUUAAAAGAAAAAUAGACUACAUUAAUCCAUGUCUUUGAUUGCACUUGAAGUUAGUUAAAAAGAAAUGUAGGAAGCUGAUUUUAUGUCUCAAUGUAAAGAAGGAGAGUGGAGGAGGCAGAAGAGGUAGAAAGGAUACUUGUGUGUGUGUGUGUGUGUGUGUGUGUGUGUGUGUGUGUGUGUGUGUGUGUGUGUGUGUGUGUGUGUGUGUGUGUGUGUGUGUGUGUGUGUGUGUGUGUGUGUGUGUGUGUGUGUGUGUGUGUGUGUGUGUGUGUGUGUGUGUGUGUGUGUGUGUGUGUGUGUGUGUGUGUGUGUGUGUGUGCGUGUGCGCGCGCGUGUGUUUUUCCAUGCAUGUGCACAAGUAUGUUUCGUGGCUGGCAGGCUGGAGGGUCUCAGGACAAGCUUGGAUAAACAAACUUCUACCCCAUCUGUUCACCAGCUUCUCUCAUAACUGCAUGUGUUCUCCGAGGAACCACAGUGAUAAUAGGUCCAUGGUACCACAGAAGCAGAAAUACCUUUUGUAAAACAACUCAUUGGACAGUUGCUUGUUUACUUCACGAGUCCCUUGGUGAAGAUUUGCAUAACUCUCUGUUUACCUUUAUUGGUCUUAAGAGUUUUAGUUUCCAACUUUUCUUCUCUGUUAUGAUACAUAUGGGGUUAAUUAAUGCACAAAUUGACUCAUACAGGCAGACCAAUGUAUAGUGUAUAUGUCUACCUGCUUGGCGAUCAUUAUGUUUUGGUACUGGGUAUGAACUGCUUAAGUUCAUUGUGUCUUGAUGAUUGGGACCUAUGAGCCAUCUUAAACAUAUGUUGCUUUGAACCUUAAUCAUUUUUUCCCAAAAGUCUUAUGUUGUUUGUUGAUUAACCAAAGCUUUUUAGCCUCAAUCUGAGUUCACUGUAGACAGAUAUUAGAUAUUGAAAGUAUGUGUAUAAUUUAUCCGGACUGGGCCUCCCUGACUAAGCCACACACAGAUGCCCUCAUCUUGAAUACAUAUGCAGAAAUGUGUGUGGAAUGAUACAGAUAUUUACUUGAGUUCACGUUCUCUCGCUCUUUGUACCCUUGUGGACAAAAACAAUCAGAGGUUUAAGGAUGUAUAGGUGUUCUGUCGGUCUACAGUUGUGUUUCUUAAAAUGUUGUGUUGAGCUACAGCUAUUUUUUCUAACUAUUUUACAUGGCCGUGCGUGUGUGUGUGUGUGUGUAUGAGUGUGUGCUUGUGUGGGUUGGGGUCAUGGUUUUGGGGUUGCUGUGCCAGGAGGGUGGGGUAUAUGGGUGCUUGGGUGGGGUUAUGGAUAUAAAGCCUGAUAGCACUGGAAAUGGUGCUUUAGCUGAGAGAGCAAACGUUUGCACUAAUGUUUAAUGUCCUUGUCCUGCUUAUGGGAGAAGGGCAGUAGACCUCAGAAAGGCCUGCGAGUUUCCAUGAGCACAGAGCAGUAUGGUUAAUACUCAAUGGUCUCAUAUAGAGUCCAUUCAAAGCCCUCCAUAGAAAUAAUCAUGUACAGUAUAUUAAGAAAGAUACAGACGUCCAACAACAACAACAAAUACCAAAGCAGAAAAAUGGCUUGCACUAAGUCAUUGGACAUUUUAAGCUACCAAUCUAAUGUUGGAUUGAUGAGUUUUACUGUUCAAUCUGAAGCCUCUUGAAAAGAGAUUCUUGAUGUAAUUUUUUGUUGGAAACUAGAAAAUGCGAUUAUCUCAAAUCAUAUUUGCUCUUUAUAUUAAGAAUGAUUCCAAAUACAACGUUUUAAGCACUUAGAAAGUAACAAAGACAUACAACAAUGUUGUCCUUUUCAAAGGGCCAGAUCUGAAGGCUGAGAUGUACUGUGUGCAGGUGCCAGAGAUACUGAACCAAUAUUUGUUCCCAGAUUGGAUUUUAACAACACUUUUCCCAUGCUGAUGAAAAAGAAUAUGAUAUGAUAAUGAAGAUAUUGUAACUCUUAAACACUGUUUGACUGUUCGCUGAAUUGGAUCAUUUCAGUCUACUCUUUGUAAGGGUUGAAUGAAUUGAAAUGUGCUGUGGUUAAAGUAGACUGUGGCCUUGUCUGAGCAGCACUAAGCUUGUUUUUGUGUGUGUGUAAGUUGUAAUGUGCAGUUUGGGGCUAAAGCUCUCUCCCACCUACGCAGACAGCAAGGGCCACGGUGUGCCUUAUGUGGACAGAGACCGGCAAAACUCAUUUAUAAUUAUUUCUACUCCAAAUUGUAAAAGCUGAUUAGCUAAUGACAUUGAUCACAAAGCUUUUCAAGUUUAAAUAUAGUUAUAAUAAUGUCUCUGGAUCCAUAAAUGGUGUGUCCCCAGCCUCAGCCCCAGACCAAGGUUACUCUGACACAGGCUACAGUCAGACAGUCUAAGGAAACUUGCAAGUGUUUUUCCAAAUUGACCUUGAUAUGUUUUUCCUAUGCUGUUAUCAAAGAUUCUUGGUAAAUCUAUCUGAGAAGGCCAUAAAACAAAGACAACAGAGAAGUACAAUAAUAAUUUAAAGUGUAAAUUAUCAAACACAGUAGGACGAGGUGACUGUUAAUAUUUAGAUUCACAACAGCAGAAGGGGGACUAUUUUCUUUGCUUUGUCAUUUUCCUGCACACCUGAUUUUUGUGUGUUCUCCAUCAGCAAGCUGAGCGUGGCAUAUGCAGUACGGCACUAUGCGCAGCGUGGCUCUGGCACUUACUCAGACAGCCCUGGGUCCUUCAGAGAGGCAGGCUGCUGUCUGUUGGCUGCUCUAAGCCAAGGUGGUACAGUUUGCGGUCUCUUUGGGAUGCAAAGGUUGACGUACAGUGAGGAGGAUUCAAUACGGGUGGUAGGGGAAAGCUGGAUGUUGCUUUUUCAGGGAUGAGGUUAGAAAAGCCCAGGUGACAAGACUUAUUUGCUGAGCAAUUGUUCAGGGAUGGUCCUGGCUAGAUUGCAUAAUAGAUUGCACAUCCACAAUAUGACAAGACUUGUCAUACAAAGGAGGUCACCACAGAUUUCACUUUGGGGCAACAGGAAGGAUGUUGCUGAACUCUUUUGUCUCUUUGUAAGUACUCAGGUGGAAAAUACACUGCUAUGCAUUGGGUUUAAUGUCUGCUAAGUUUAUGAUAUGUCUAAUCAUCCUCCAAGUCACUUCUCUGUCCUUGCCUUUUCCCUUUUUGUACCCAUAUUAAACAUAAUAAUUCCCAGAAAUAAAACAGCAGGAACAGUUCCCUCAUUAUACAGUGGCUGUGACCAGCCUGUUUCUCCAUCUAAUAUUGAUCCAGUGGAUUGUUUGUUAGAUGGAAGGAAGCCACUGGAGAUUCAGUCUUAUUAGUCAGACUGUAACAUUUUUUGAAAGGGGAUGGGGUUGGGAAAAAAAACACAAGGGGAGGAUGUAUGUUCUCCUCUUUCCUGCUCCCAUUUCUCCCCUCUCUCCAGACUCAGAGUCUACAUCUUUGCUGCCGACUGGCCUUUGAUCACAGAUCACACAACCUCAGCAGGAGGAAUCAUCAGGAGAGAAAGGAGGGAGAGGGGAUCGGAUGAGGAGUGGGGGAAGAGACGGUUACAGUUUGUCGUCACUUUUACCAAUGCAGGAUACAUUCCAUAACUUCAUACUGUGAUUCCCACGUCAGAGUUUUUGGCUUUGUUUUAUGGGUGUGAGUUGGAGACAGACGGAUGAAAUGAUCAACAUGUUGCAGUUGGUUGUUUCGGUCAUUCUGUCCAGCGUCACUAUCCCUCUGCUGUGUGACAGACAGACAUAUAGACAGAAAAAUGCCCCCUGAGUAUUGUGAUCCAACUGCCUUUUUCAGCUUCUGCGAUUGUAACAAAAGCACUUUGCAAAUGGCCAUCCUGAAUUUUUGUGUGCUUUUAUUGUAUGGUUAUCACUAUUGUAAUUAUUAUGUUGUUCCUGUUUAUGUUUUUUUUUUUUUUGUCUCAGAGCAGAUGAUUAUUUAAAUGAAAAAAAAAAAGAAAUAUGAUGAAAAAGAAAAAAAAGAGAGAAAAAACUUGAAUAUCUGGUGUCUGGAUUGAAGGUGGUCAGAGCUGCCACAUGAUCUGGAUGUAAACAAACACAUCUCUGUUAUUCACCAUACCACCAUACCUGUUAUAUGCAGCUUAUAGCAUAGUCACACAAUAAUAGGGGCAGAUACAGGACAGAUCUCACCCUACCUGCUCUCUGCUUACUGUCUUACAUCUUGUUGGGAGAAAUGUCAUUUUAUUGUUGUUUUGGGAGACUUAUUUUCUUGAAAAAGAAACCUGUACAACAGUUGCAAAGCUUUCUGAGAAGGCUAGCUGUGCUGAAUGUUAAACAUGCAGUGUUGUAUCCACUGCAGAAUCUUUUUUUUGUCUGCAAUAACGCCCUCUCUGUGUAGUUAAAGGCUGGAUCUGGUAUCCUUAAAGAGCUGAAAUGAACAUAAAAGACAGAUGAAAUGGCCAAAUGACCAUCAAGCACUUUUGCGAAUCAGUACAGAAAAUAUUAUUUUUGGCCUUACCACCUAUGUCAAUCAAAAUUAUUGUAGGAGAAUGGAGAGAAUGAUAUUGAUCAUGAAAAACACUCACUAAAUCCAUAGUAGGUAAAUGGUUUAACUUUGGAGAGACAUAAAUAGGAUUCUAUUUCUCAUGAAUUGAUUUGAAACUGUGAUUUUUGUGAUAAUUAAGAUUAAGAUUUAAAAUGGCAGAGCCUUUCCCAAUUCUUAAACCUGGGAUUUAAUUUUAAAUCCAAACUCAAUUGUGAAUUCACAUUAGGCAGAAAACUGCUCAACGUAUCUGUGUUAAAACUUUACCCUUGUUGCACUUCUGACCACAUUCAACUGAUGUGUGUGUGAAAACAGCUGAAUCUCAAAGGCAGAGAACCUGCUGCGCUCAACUCAAGGAGUGUGGUCAGAGAGUGAAACAUCAUAGCACGUUUUAACCAGCAGAGUGCAUCAGCUGUUCUUCUACCGAUAUGGAAUUUGUUUUUAGAGAAACUCUAUCUCGUCACAAUGGUGAUUGCUUAUUAGCCUAGCGGUCUGUCAGUCCAUAUGUUUUGAAAGCUGCAGGGGGGGUGACUGGUGAUUUUUUUGAGGAUUUGCACUUUUAGGCGAUGAAAAUAAAUUGAAUUGUACAUGAGACCACUAAAUCCACACAGUCUAAACCAUAUAAUUCCAUUUUGUGUUAUUUUUGUUCUGUUUUUCUUUUUUUUUAAUAUAUCCAAAAAUGUCUGGCAUCUGGUUGUCUGGUUUAAAGGAUACAAAAUCUUUCUAUUAAAAACAAUGGUUGAAAA
Messenger RNA from Labrus mixtus (cuckoo wrasse), 9914 nucleotides. It is a transcript of the gene zbtb7a, whose product is annotated as zinc finger and BTB domain containing 7a. The transcript is spliced from 5 exons. Lineage: Eukaryota; Metazoa; Chordata; Actinopteri; Labriformes; Labridae. Gene Ontology annotation, biological process: regulation of transcription by RNA polymerase II. Bases 344 to 2137 code for a protein of 597 amino acids. Gene Ontology annotation, molecular function: DNA-binding transcription factor activity, RNA polymerase II-specific; RNA polymerase II cis-regulatory region sequence-specific DNA binding; protein binding. The record is from RefSeq and is a predicted model, not a curated record.